AUGGAACAUCUUUAUCGCAGUGGCGUUGUUCAUAUUCAAUUAAGACGAUUGAUUAACGAAGAAUCAAAAUUUCAGAUCGAGUAUUCUAUCAAUAAAAUUCAAACAUUGAUCAAGGAAGAUCCUGAAAAUCCAAUCGACGAAAAUGAUGGAUUUCUACAGUCAACAGAGCCAGAGAAAAUCAAAUUUGUCUUGGCUACAUCUGAAGUUGAUGAUCAUAAACUUCAGCUGACAUUUUGUAAUGUGGAUCUUUCUGAAGCAAUGAAAUCGAAAAAAAUUUUAUUAAAUGAACAAUUAAAACUAUUGAACACUGUCAACAAUAUCUAUUCAACGAUGAUUCAAUUGGAAAUGGGUGGUCAUCCAGAUUAUCAAUUGAGAGAAGAAACACUUCAGUUGUCUGAUCGUGCAGGUGAAAUUGGUCGAAUUCUAUCUCGAGUGAAAGAUAAUGAAAAUGAAGAGAUCGACAUUUUAAAAAGACUCGUUGAAAGACAAACAGAUCAACUUCAUUUGAUCCAUCAGCAAAUGCAAAUCAAAACGAAAUUAUUCGGAACGAAUGAUCAGAAAAAUGAACCACAAAUCGAUCUUCCAUUUCAAGACCAGAACGAAGAUGAAGAUGUAGAUAAUGAAAAUUUGAUAGAAGAAGAUGGUCUAUUUAGAAUUAGAGGAUCAAUGGAACAACUAGCUCCUCCUGGCCAAGCAGCCGCCGAAGCCGAGCCAAUAGAUGGUGAAUUUUUGAAAAACUUCCAAUCAACACUUUCGAAUCAUGGAUAUGUUGACGGUAUCACAGAGGAACAAUUAGAGGAUUUUAUGAAACCAAUAUGUCAAUUAGCUAAUGAAGUUCCCGAUGUUGAAUUAGUCAUCUUCUUCGAUGAGGUUGUGUUCUUGGAUGAAGCGUCACUACCCGAUGAGAAGAAAAUGGUUUUGAAAGUAUUGCAUCCUUACUUGGAUGAUUGUAAAGUGGCUUUCGUUGCUGUUGCCAAUAAAUCGUUCGAUGCAGCGAAUGCCAAUCGAAUGAUCUGUAUUUAUCGAUCUUUACCAUCAAGAACAGAUCAACACAUUCUGGCUUAUGGAUGUUUGGGUUUGAAAAUUGAUAAUCAACAGCACCGAGUCAAUGAUCGUCUGAAAAAAAUUAUUAAUGGUCUUUGUCAAGGUUACCGUCGCUUGUUGAGCACUGAACUUAUUCCACAAAUUUAUCAUGAUCGAGAUUUCAUUUACAUGUUGCGUCAAUUACGUUUCGAAUUAACCACAACAACGGAUGAACAGGCAACGCAUGUCGAUGGUAUUACACCUCUAAGUCUUCUUCAUGCAUUGGAAGAAAAUUUCAAUGGAAUUUCAAAAGAAAAAUUCGAAGAACUCCUUCAAAUCUUUUUCAAAGCUGUCAAAGAAGAAUGUCCAGAUUUUCGAUUACCGAAUCAACGUCGAAACAUACCAACGAUUCUUCAUCAAUCUAUGAAAUUAGAUUCCUUUCGACGUCGACUCUAUGGACGAUACAAAUUAAUUAUCGAUGAAUCGGAAGAUGAAAGUGCUGUACGUCUAUUGGCGCAGAGUGGCGUUCUUGAUCUUGAUCCGAAUAAAAUAGUUGUUUUUCGAAUGUCCGAUUUUCCAGACGAUGUCAACAAUGAAUUAAGAAGCGUCGAGAUCCUUUCAACCAUCAAAUUAUGUAUGGAAACAGGCAAAACUAUUCUAAUGAUCAAUACUGGACGUAUUCAUGGUUCACUUUACGAUGUUUUCAAUCAAAAUUUCUCGAUCAUGGCGACGGGUGAUAACAGAAAAAUCUGGUCGAAAGUUGCCAUCGGACCAAAAACGAUCGAUGUUAUCGUCCAUGAAGAUUUUCAAUGUAUUGUUCAUAUCAAUCGAAAAGAAUUCAAAGAGAUUCCAGCCCCAUUUCUAAGUCGAUUUCAGAAAUAUUCGUUAUCAAUUAAAGACUUUUAUCAAAUUCAAUGGGCUAAACUUUCCAUCGAAGAACAGAGAUUGAUGGAAAAAGUCGAACAAAAAUCGCAAUCAUUUAUCGAACAUGUUGGACAACAAUACUUCUAUGGUCUAAGUUCAAAUACACUUUAUUCGUGUUUAUUGGGAUUGAUCGAGAAAAAUGAUGAAGAAGAACGUUAUUAUCUCAAUAUUCAUCAACAAUACACGCAAUUGACAUCGAUCAUCGAAAAUUCUGCUGAAUUAGAAGAACAGUUUGCAAAAUAUGAAAAUAAUGCUGAGAAAAAUUUGCUGAUGAUCCUAAUCAACGGCCGUACCAAUCAACAACGUUUACAUAUUCCGUACGUUCGACAAUUAAUUGACAAAGUUGAUUAUCGAUGUAAUUCAGAAAAACAAGAUAAUUUCAAAUAUUUUCUUCUACUCGUACAUUCACCAGCACAAACAAUUUAUCAUCAAUCAUCAUUUCCAUCGAUAUUUCUACAUCAUUGGGAUUUUCAUUUCUUCGAUACAUGUUUGUCAAACAAUUCAUUUUAUAUAAAGAAUUUCAUACAGAUUCUCACUUCAUCUUACGAUAACAGAGUACAUCAAAACGAUAAUCAGAUACUUUGUGAUUACAAUGUUUUGUUUGACGAUUGUCUCUGGGAUUUUUGUUCUCGAAUUCAAAUUGUUCUUCAACAAUUACCAAGAGAUUUAUUCGGAAAUCAAUGUACUUAUGAAUUUUAUCAACGUCAAACGAGUACAUUUCGACGUGUUCAAUGUUUGAAAGAAGUUCUUAGACAAUGUACCGAAUUACAAAAACGAAUUGUUGACAAAUAUCAGACUUAUCUAUCGUUAAAAAAGAAUGCAUCAAAACAAAUCUACACAUUAAUCUAUCAACUUUCUAAAGAUAUUCUUUGUGGAAAACGUUUUGACGGUCUUGUUGAUUCGAUUCAAUCUCAAACUCGACUUUCGUUCAACAACUUUAUAUGCAAUAUUCUCAAACACAUCGUUAAUGAUUAUGGAUUAGAAACUUUACCGAAACUUUCAAACAUCAAUGAUGGAUAUGAUACUAUGUUGAAUCUAAUCGAUCAUUCAUCAAUAUCAAAUGAACAAGAAAACGAUUUACUUUCAACUAACACUCAAACUGUUGUUCAAUUGGUGACACAUUACGCAUGUAUUCCUCAAACACCACUCUAUCAUCUUUUUCAUCAACGAAUCAAAUCCUAUUCGGAUGAAAUUAAAAUGAGACUCAUUCAAAAAACAGCCGAGCAAAAACGUAAUUUAGCCACUGAAAAUGAUCUCAAAGAACAUUACUAUGCAGUACCUGAUGAUGAUGAAAUGAAUAAUGCGAAUGAAAAUGAAAAUACUAUCGAAGAAUUUCGAUUUGAAUUGAUCAAAGCGAUUGAAAAAGAUUCAAUUUUAAUGAAAGUUGUCAACAAAUCCGUUCUGGAAACAUAUUCAAACGAUUUAGUUCAAACAUUUUGUACGAUUGUUGAGAAAAAUUUCACUGAUGAUCGUGUCAAAUGUCAAAAAUCAAUUGAAUUCAUUGCUCGAUGGUUACGUUUAGUCGAUGAAAAUGAACAACGAGUAUUAGAUGAAUAUCGUCAUGAAGAUAUUUGGCGAUUGGCUCAUGUUUACACAUCAUUCGAAUACGAUCGAAAUGAUUUAUUUUCUUUGUAUUCAGCAUGCCGAAUAAUGGAUCGUCUUGAUCAAACUCAAACAUUUUAUCAUCAAUUAUUUGACAAUGAUAAUCCAACAAGAAGUCUCGUUCGUGAACGUUUAUUUCGACGAAUGUUUGAUGAUCUAUGGAAAAAUCUUUCUGAUGUACAUUUCAAUGAUCAAACUAAAGAAACGUGGAUUUUGUGUUAUACAAUGAUAUCGAAAUAUUAUCCAUCUAGUAAAGUUCUUGAGCAAACACAAUUGAUCGAUAUUAAAUUUCGUAUUGAAUUUAUGAAUUUGGCUCAUUUUAUUCUUCUCAAUGAAAAUUUAACAAAACCUGAAGAACUUGUGAUCAAAUUACUUCAACAAUUUGAAUUUCUUCAACAGAAUGAGCCAAACUAUCAUGGCGGCCAACAAAAAUCACCCUAUAUUGAAAGAUAUUCAUCGAUUAUUGAAACCAUCAACGAUUAUAUCGAAGAAAACAAUCUUCCAAAAUCAACGUUAAUGAUCGAUGUUCAACAAUGGAUAAUUUCAAUUUUAAAAGCUACUAAUGAUUCCUAUCGUGACGAAAUCUUUUCAGUGUUUAAAUAUUUGAAUCAACCAACUUGUCCGUUGAGAUUGCCGAUAAAAGAAUUUCUUUUUGACGAAUUGGUGAAUAUUUAUCUCAAAUACAUGCAACAAAAUCAAAUGAUUAAAAAUGCAUGGGAUCGUAUUCUUCUUCUUCCAACAAUGAUUCAAUGUGUGUCCGAUGGCAAUUCACUUGAAAAUUAUCGUCUACCAUAUCAUCCAUCAGUGGUCACUCAGGAAAACGCUCGAUCGACAUUGCUCGAUCUGUUCUUUUCUCAUUUAAAACGUUCGAUGAGCAAUGAAGUAGUUCAUUGCACAUUGGUCAAUAAAAUCCUGCAAUCCGCGGUUCCACCUGCUGAUAUUCGUCAACGUCAACCAUUAGUCGAUGCUAUUUUUCGACAAAUCAAAGAUUAUUUUCUCAUUCAAUUGACAGCUCUUCUUCUUUGUCAAGCCGAUCGCUCAGUUGAAGAUCAAGCUGAUGUCAAUCGUAUACUUUUAUAUAUGAUCAAUAAUUAUCUAUCAAUUCAAAACAAUGCAACAAAACUGAGCGAACCUCUUCAAAAUUUUCUUGCGACAAUCGUUUCCAAAUUUUCAUGGAAUCAUCUUUUGAAAAUGCUUAAGUCACAUGAUGUUCAACAACAGAAUCAACAAUGGUCUACGACUUUAUCUCGAUUUUUUGAGAAUAAACAAGCAACGGCAGCAAGACAAUCUUCAAUACAGAUGAGUCAUCAACUAGAAUUCACACUAACGUCCAAUAAUGAGCAAUCAAUCUUUCCUCAUCUUCAACAAUCUUACGAAGAAUUGAAAAGGAUUGUUGAUCAAUGUGUCAAUCAAAACAAUGAUGAACAAUGUUGGAAACCAUUUACAGAUUGGAUUGCUUUGAAUCGUCAAGGAAAUCCACCGAAACUUCAACUCAUCGAAAUCAAAGUGAUCGUCUUAUUAAAUAUUUACUACGAAUAUCUUUGUCAAGAUCGAUUAGAAUCGAUUGAUUCAUUGUUGUCGAUUAUUGAAAGAGAUUUAGAUCUUUUAGUAGAGGAAAGACUCGUUUUUCGAGCUCUUAGUCAACCUGAACGAUUCAUGAUUGGUUAUCCAAGAAAUCCGCAGGAUGAACGAAAUACAUUGAACGAUUUCUUUACUCCUCAAUGUCAAAAUGAAGACGAACUUCGAAUCCGUCAUUGUUUAGUCAAUCUGAUGGCGAUGAUUCUUCUCGGUGGGAAACAAAGUUUUCUCUGGUCGUUUGCGUUUCAACCGCUAAGUUUACUACACACUCACGGCUUCGGUACCACGGCUCAACAACCAAUUGAAGAACAUGGAGUGCAUUAUGAUUGUGGUUGCGUCAUCGAUGAAAAAGGCGAGUUGCUACAAUUUUCAGGAAAACCGGGUCCAUUGAAUAUACCAGGAAUCUAUGUGGCAUAUUUUUCAACUUUUGGUGCCAUGGCCUGGCAUUUGUUAUUAUAUCAAGAUUCAGAGAAAAAUUUGCAUGGGCCUGUCUUAGCAAAACAUGCCAUUGCUGACAUAUCGAAAGAGUGCCGAGUAGAAGGCAACCAGGAGCGAACAAAAGUGUGUCAUUUUGUUUGUGCUCGUCUUUUAGCUACUUAUCAUUUUCUUUGCAUACGUUUCAACCAAGAUGAUACAUGUAUACUGAUUAAUCGCUGUUUGGAGAAAAUGGCAUAUUUAACUCUUCGUCAACAGCAAUGGAUUAAACCUGUUUACACAACAUAUAACGACCAAUUGAAUGCUGAAGACCAAUAUCAACAACACGUCUUCUAUUUUAUUCUUCAAAAAUUACCCGAGUACAAAGCUCAAAUCAAUCAAUUAAGUUUACAAUCAGAGAUUCAAGCAAAUUUACAAGUCUAUAUCGACCAAAUGCCAAUUUCUAUUAAUUAUGAACAUUUCAAAACUGAACUUCAUAAUCCAAAGAGUUCUUCGUUAUCAUUGAAUAUUUUACGGCGUAUUCUAAGUUCUACUAGUUUUCUCGAAAUGACUCGAUCAAUUUAUGAUUUGAGUCAAUUUUAUGUUCUUUUACAUCAAACUUACAGUUCAUUGAUUGAACGAGAUGAAUUCAUUGAAAUAUCAUUGGAAGAUUUAUCGAAGCGUGCUGAACAAAAUUCGAAUAUUGUUGAUCAACGUCUCCGUGCACAACAUCAUUUGAUCAUUAAAAAUGGAUUAAAAGCUGUCAAUUUAUAUCAUAAGUUUACUGAUGGAUUGAUUCAACCAGGAGCUUGUGAUGAAACUCAACGUUUUAAUGAAGUUUCUAUUGAAACACCAAUUCAUUAUUUAGUAACGACUGAAAAUCAUGAUGAAGACGAUAUCGUUAUGAGAAUCCUAAGUGUACUUGCUGAUUAUCACAAUGGUUUAUUGGAACUGUUAGAAAAAGAAUUGACAAAUGAACUUAAUAAUAAUAUGACUGUUCUCAAAAGUUUAGUUUAUGAUAUAGUUUCAAAAGAUGUUUCAAUUUUACAAAUUGCUCGUGAUAAUACUGGUGUAAUUACACUUACAGCAGAUGAUGUUUUAUGGUUGUCGAAAUUAUCUCGUGCUAGUUUAAUUACUGAUACAGAGAAUGUUUUUGAAAUCAAAGAAAAUCUUUUGAAAUUUGAUUUUCGUUACAUCCAAUCUUAUGUUGUUCGAACGCAUUUAUUAUUAUGUCGAAUUAAUUUUCGUCAUAUUGUUCAAAAAUAUCAAUGUUAUAAACGAAAGAAUCAAACGAACAAUGAAUCUGAAAUGAUUGAGCUCGGUGAAAAUUAUUCGAAACACAUCGAUCGUGACAAAUUAGAAACUGAAUGGAGUCACCUAAAAGAUAUGUUAGUAGAUAAACUUACCAAUGGUUAUAAACUUCUUCGACAAAUUAUGUUGUUAAUUAAAUCAAAUGAGAAUGAUCUUUCAUAUUUAAGUCUCAAUGAAUUUUUAAAUAUUCACGCCAACGAUCAAACUAUUCGAGAACAAUGUGAACUCUAUGAAAUACGAAAUUUUCAAUUAUGUUAUUUGAAUCAUAUUCAAGAAUUGUAUUCUAAUGCCAUUAAUGAUUUUCAAUAUUUAUUUACUGAUGUUCCUCAUCUAUUACGAACUCCAAUCAAUGAUCAAUUAAAUGAAGAAUUAAAACAAGCGAUCAAAGUCAACUUAAUUGACAUAGAAUAUAAUGAUCAUGUUGAGGAGUUGAAAUCAACAAUUCAUACGAUAAGUGAAUUUCUUAAUGACUUACGUGCGAUUGAAGUUUCUCUAUUUGAGCAAUCGACACAAUCAUUACCAAAAACAUGUGAAUAUGUGGCGAUAGACAAUACAAUUUUAUCCUGGAUUCCCUCUGAAAUUCGUUGUGAAAAUUAUGUUUCAUUAAGUAUUCAUUUGAUUCGAUGUCGAUCGAUUCUUCAAGAAAAAUUGGUUAAUAUUCAAGAAAAACAAAAUAUUCUAUGGGCAGAAGAAAUUGAUGAAAAUCAAAAUCCAACUGAAUCGAAGAAUACAUUUCUUAAUUAUUUGAACAGCAAAGAAGAUAAUUCACAAGAUGAAUUCGCCAAUAAUCUAAUUGGAGAAGAUGGAUUCAAUUUUCCACCAACAACUAUAGGUGACAAUUAUAAUUGGAAUUAUGUUGAUCAUUUGCUUGAUCAAGAUGAUCAAAAACCAAUGACAACAACAAUUGAUAAUCAACAAAUGAAACAAGAUGAGAUCAUCAACGAUGAAAAAACUGAUUGUCCAACUUUGUAUACAAUGCAACUUAAAUCUCUUCCAUUCGAAUCAUCACCUUGGUUUGAUCUAUUAAAUCAAUUGAAAACUCAGAACAGUGAAGAAGAGAAAAAAGCCAAAUCCGUCAGUAUCAUUCAUCCAGAUGAAAAAAAGAGUUCUCAUCUGUUGAGAAAAGAAAAACUCUUUGAACAGCUGCAAAAAAUAUUCAAAGAUAAAGGUUAUUCAUCUGAAACAUUGAUACCAGUCGAUAAAUAUCAGAUUGGUCUCGACCUGCAGGGUGAUAAUCCAUCACUUCCACGUGAUUUUCCAUUGGAAUAUUCGAUUCUUCAAAGAACAUCUUUGAUACAAGUUAAAGUUGAAUAUGAAGAAAAAUCGGUUGAUUAUUUCACCAAAUCGGAAUGUCCAGUGAUCAAUGUUUUCAGUCGAACGUUGAAUGAUCCCAAACUCGGUUUAAAACUAAAUGCAGAGAAUGUUAUAUGUUUCUUCGAUGAAAAUAGACGAUUGAUUCAUGACGGAAUCAUUGGAGAUCUUUUUUCAGUUAAUGAUCAAGAGAAGAGAAAAGUUCGUCUAAUUCUCACUGAAGAAAAUCGAUCGAUUUUGUUCAACGAAAUUCUCUAUCGAACUGCUCACGACGAAGAGAAAAGAAUUUUACUCUAUCCAAAUACAGUAUGGCAGAAUUUGGAUAAUUGGUUUCGAGAACAACCUGUAGCGAAAAAUCUUGGCAAAGAAUAUUUCAGUUAUUUUCUCAAGGAAAAGAACAGCAUUGUCGGUGAAACAGAUGAAAUUUCCUCAACAGUCGAACCGAUUACGAUCGAUGUGAUUAGUCGAGAUUCAAUAAUGCAUGUAAAAAUUUCUUAUGAAAAUCAAUCCGAAAAAAUCUGUGUGUUAAAAGCAAUGAAAAUCAAUCAACUGUUGAACAACGAAAAUCUUUUACUAAAAUUGAAUUUAAAUGUUCAUUCUCUUCGUGAUUGUGUUUUAGUUCUAGGAGAAAAUCCUGAUCAAAGACUUUCAAAUGAAGAUACACAAAAGCCGAUCGGUGAAUUUACUGUUGAUGAUCAACAAGUCGUGGAAUUUCGCAUUGCUCUUCUCAUUCAAAUUUCAACUUCAAACAACAGUGAAAAACCUGAAGAAGUUCUUCUAUUUAACAGAAAAGUGACGAUCGAAGAAUUAUUUCAAAUUUCUAAAGGAUCUGAACGUGGUUACAAAUAUCUAGCGUCGUAUAAUACGAAGAAAAUCAUUGAUUUUCAUCAACUAUUGUCUGAUGUGAAUGAAACAAGAUUUCUGUUGGUGAAAGAAGAUCAAUUUUGUUCGAUUCAUAUUCGAAGAUCAACUGAAAAUCAAUUGAUUUCGAUCGAUGACAAUGAAACGAACAGCAAACAAGAUUUUGCAUCAUCUGCCACCAUCGCUGAUGUUUACAAAGCGAAUCGUAUAAACGAUCAAAAUGAAUAUCUUCUAUUUGAAAAGGAUUUUCUUCCUUCGCUGGAAACUUCGUUAUCAGUCUUCGCAUCGAUAUCACCGAUUGAAUUCGAUGUGAUCAAUGAAAAACUACCAAUUCAUAUUAUUGUUGAGAGCAGUAUCGACAAGCAAACAAUCAAUUAUCACAGUUCAUCUCAAACGCAGUUCAAACGUUUGUGCUCGAUCGCGUGUCAACUGAUGCAUUUGAAUCCAAAAUUUUAUCAACUGACGUAUAAUGAAGCGGAAUUAUCAGACGAUGAAAUGUGUUUGGACGAUAUUGAAAAUGUUCCGGAUGAAGUUAAAUUAGAAUUGAUUUGCAGCUCUUCUUUAAAAGCUUCGAUUAAAUUUGAACAAGUGGAAGUUUUGAUUCCAUGCACUGAGGAAACUGUGGCAUUAGAGUUGAUUGAAGAAGCUUUGUUAAAAUUGAACUUUUCAAAAAGCGAUUUGUCUCAAUUUGAAUUAUUUGCUCUUGAUGAUCAAGAAACACAAGUCGAAAUGGAUUAUAAGAUUGAAGAUGUUCGUGGAAUCUUUCCUGAAAAUACUGAAACGAUAAAACUCGAACUUAGAAGGAAGAGUUAA
Molecule: messenger RNA, 9837 nt
Organism: Rotaria sp. Silwood1
Lineage: Eukaryota; Metazoa; Rotifera; Eurotatoria; Philodinida; Philodinidae
Source: the annotation of a GenBank genome assembly